GGGAAAGCUAGCAAAUGCAGAGGAGCAGCCGGGCGCCGGGCUCCCUGCGUCGUUGCCGCCGUCCGCUUGCCUGCUCGCCGGCGAUGAGAGAAUUGCGCGCAGGAGAUCUGAUGAAGCAGAACACUGCAUCAGUGACAUCUUAGAUUCACCUAUCCAGGACCCUCAGGCUGCCCUUAAUCUAGGUGUUCAGAAUAAGGUAGUCGACUUAUUUGAAAUGAUUGAAAAAAUGCAGAGAAGUCGUUUGGAUGAGCAAAGAUGUUCACUUCCAGCCACACUCAAGAGAGAAGAGGAAUACAUCCCAUACCCCAGCAUCCAUGAGGUAUUACAGAGGGGCUGGCCAUACCCUCUAAUCAUCUUACCACAGUUUGGAGGUUACUGGAUUGAAGGGACCUCUCACAGCCUUCCUGUAUCAGGCCCUGAAUUGCAAGAUUUGCCUUCUCCUUGCAGUGGCAAAGUGAGGUUGGAGUGCGAUCCAACAGCAAAGCUGUACCGCAAACACUUCCUGGGAAAGGAGCAUCAGAAUUUUUAUGCCAAUGAUUCAGCUUUGGGCUACUUGGUUCUUUCUGUGAAGUAUGAACAGGUUGAAGGGCAAGACAAUCUUCAUCUGUUGCUGAGAGCUCGAACGUCUACCAAGCAUGAUCUCAUCCCCAUCUCCUGCCUGACAGAGUUUCCUAAUGCUGUCCAAAUGGCCAAGCUGCUUUGUGAAGAUGUGAAUGUUGACCGCUUCUUUCCUGUGCUGUAUCCUAAGGCUUCCCAACUCAUUGUUGCAUUUGAUGAACAUGUCAUCAGCAAUAACUUCAAGUUUGGUGUCAUCUACCAAAAAUUUGGGCAGACCACAGAGGAAGAAGUCUUCAGUAAUACAGAAGAGAGUUUAGGCUUCUUAGAGUUUUUAGAUCUCCUAGGCGAUAGGAUCCAGCUGCAGGAUUUUCGUGGAUUCCGAGGUGGACUGGAUGUUACAAGAGGUCAGACAGGAACAGAAUCCAUCUACACAAAUUUCCGGGGCAAAGAGCUCAUGUUCCAUGUCUCUACAAUGUUGCCUUUCACAGAGGGAGAUGCCCAGCAGCUCCAACGCAAGCGCCAUAUUGGGAACGAUAUUGUGGCCAUUGUCUUCCAAGAUGAAAAUACUCCUUUUGUGCCCGAUAUGAUCGCAUCAAAUUUUCUACAUGCCUAUAUGGUGGUGCAACUCCAUCACAAUGCCAGUGGAGAGACACUGUACAAGCAACAACCAUUAGUCUAUGCUCAUACGUAG
Thamnophis sirtalis is the source of this 1249-nucleotide messenger RNA. Lineage: Eukaryota; Metazoa; Chordata; Lepidosauria; Squamata; Natricidae. The record is from RefSeq and is a predicted model, not a curated record.